Branchiostoma floridae (Florida lancelet) is the source of this 4704-nucleotide messenger RNA. RefSeq names its product phosphoribosylformylglycinamidine synthase-like. Gene Ontology annotation, molecular function: phosphoribosylformylglycinamidine synthase activity. Lineage: Eukaryota; Metazoa; Chordata; Leptocardii; Amphioxiformes; Branchiostomatidae. The coding region runs from base 157 to 4179 and encodes 1340 amino acids. Gene Ontology annotation, biological process: 'de novo' IMP biosynthetic process. The record is from RefSeq and is a predicted model, not a curated record. The transcript is spliced from 25 exons.
CCUUGAUGAUAUGAUUUGUGGGAAGCUCCUGAUGUAUUUUCCCGCCACGCCGUCCAAAUUGUAACCUUUGACCCGAAGUUCCCGCCAGCCUCCAGUAAAACCCGCCACUUUGAACACUGCUUCGUCUUUGAAGAUCUCCGAAUUACAGGCUAAACUAUGGUGAUCACACGGUACUACCAGACCCCGGCCCUGAAUCCAGGGGCACACCAGGUCACGUGUAAGAAGCUACAGACAGUUCUGGGCUCCAAGCAGAUCCAGGCAGUGACCACGGAGAACUGUUUCAACAUCUGUGUGGACGGUGGGAAGGACCUGACGGCCGAGGAGCAGAAGAAACUGUUGUGGGUUGUCACCACUCCGUUCGAGGGGGAGAGGACAAGUAGGGAGUCCUUCCUAGGCAGGGAUGGGGAGAAGGGACUGCUGAUCGAGAUUGGACCAAGAUUGAAUUUCUCGACCGCCUUCUCCACCAACGCCGUCUCCAUCUGCCACGCUGUGGGGCUAAACCAGAUCUCGCGCAUCGAGGUGUUCCGACGCUUCCUCAUCCAGUCAGCUGACUCGGCACCAAUCACGGCAGAGGAGGAGAGGAGGAUGCUGGGAGUGCUCCAUGACAGGAUGACGGAGUGCCGUUAUACGGAGCCCGUCUCGAGUUUCAAGCUGGACGUGAAACCCGACCCGUGGUACGAGGUGGAUGUGAUGGACGGAGGGAAGGAGGCACUGAUGAAGGCAAACACUGAGCUGGGUCUGGCCUUUGAUGACUGGGACCUGGAGUAUUACACCAAGAUGUUCCGAGACCAGCUAGGGAGGAACCCCACAAGUGUGGAGUGUUUUGACUUGGCUCAGUCUAACAGUGAGCACAGUCGUCACUGGUUCUUCAAAGGCCGGAUGGUUAUAGAUGGGAAGGAGCAUGAGGACUCGCUCUUCAAAAUGGUGAUGAAGACUCAGGAACACAGCAACGACAACAACGUCAUCAAGUUCAGCGACAACAGCAGUGCCAUCCAGGGUUACCAGGUGCCAGUCCUCUGCCCAGGCCAGCCAGCUGUCUCCAGUAGCUUCCAGGACAAGUCGGCGCUGAGACAUGUCAUCUUCACAGCAGAGACACACAACUUUCCUACAGGUGUGGCUCCGUUCCCAGGUGCGACCACAGGUACAGGUGGCAGGAUCCGUGAUGUCCAGGCGGCAGGGAGGGGCGCUCACGUGGUGGCAGGGACGGCAGGAUACAGCUUCGGCAACCUGUCUAUACCAGGUUAUGACCUUCCGUGGGAGGACAAGACCUUUGAGUAUCCUAGCAACAUGGCCAAGCCCGUCGACAUCUGCAUAGAGGCCAGUAACGGCGCCUCAGACUACGGGAACAAGUUCGGGGAACCCGUACUGGCUGGGUUCGCUAGGUCGUUUGGAAUGAGACUUGCAGAUGGAGAACGUAAAGAAUGGGUGAAACCAAUCAUGUUCAGCGGGGGGAUAGGUCAACUGGAGGGGAGUCACAUCAACAAGGACCAGCCCACUGUCGGUAUGGAGGUGGUUAAGUUAGGCGGUCCCGUGUACCGGAUUGGGGUGGGCGGUGGUGCCGCCUCGUCAGUCAUCGCAGGAGAGAACAAGGAGGAGCUUGACUUCGGAGCGGUCCAGCGGGGGGAUGCAGAGAUGGAGCAGAAGCUGAACCGCGUGAUCCGUGCCUGCAUAGAGAUGGUGGAGGAUAACCCCAUCAGGAGCAUCCACGACCAGGGGGCUGGGGGCAAUGGUAAUGUGCUGAAGGAGAUUGUGGAGCCGGCCGGAGCUGUGAUCCGUACGGGGGAGUUCCAGUUGGGCGACCCGACUAUCAACGUGAUGGAACUGUGGGGGGCAGAGUAUCAGGAAAGCAACGCCAUCUUGGUCAAGUCCGCAGACUCUGGCGUGCUGAGGGACAUCUGUACCAGGGAGAAGUGUCCUGUCUCAUUCGUCGGGGAGGUCACAGGAGACGGAAAGAUUGUCCUGGAGGAGUCUGAGGCAGACUGCCCCGGGGAGGAGAAGCCAGCAAAGCGACAGCGGGAGGGGAGGAGACCCGUGGACCUGGACCUGGAGUGUGUGCUCGGGUCAAUGCCCAGGAAGACAUUCAACUUUGACACCAUCACCCCAAACCUGACGCCCCUGACCCUGCCUGAUGGGCUGAGCGUGCGAGCAGCGUUGGAGCGUGUGCUCCGUCUGCCGUCUGUGGCCAGCAAGAGGUACCUCACAAACAAGGUUGACAGGUCUGUGACAGGCCUGGUCGCCCAGCAACAGUGCGUCGGCCCCCUCCACACUCCGCUGGCUGACGUCGCCGUCACCGCACUCUCGCACUUCGGCACGGUCGGCUCGGCAACAGCGAUAGGGGAACAGCCAAUCAAAGGGCUGCUGGAUCCGGCCGCGGGGGCCAGGAUGUCCGUCGGAGAGGCGCUCACAAAUCUGGUGUUCGCCAGGGUCACUGACCUCAAGGAUGUGAAGUGCAGUGGGAACUGGAUGUGGCCUGCAAAGCUGCCGGGAGAAGGUGCUGCCCUGUUCCACGCCUGCCGUGCCAUGUGUGAUGUCAUGCAGGAGCUGGGUGUGGCCGUGGACGGGGGGAAGGACUCCCUCAGUAUGGCUGCUAAGGUGGGCCAGGAAACUGUCAAGUCUCCAGGCACCCUGGUUGUCUCUGUGUACGCUGCCUGUCCCGACAUCACUGCAACAGUCACCCCUGACCUCAAAUGCCCUGGGGGCAAAGGUGCGCUGCUUUAUGUCGACCUGAGCGGAGGGAGACACCGCCUAGGCGGUACAGCCCUGGCGCAGUGCUACAACCAGCUGGGGGACCAGUCACCCGAUCUGGACAAGCCUCAACGUCUGGUGCAGGGAUUUAACAUCACGCAGAAACUCAUAGAAGAGGGUCUCCUGACGGCAGGCCAUGAUGUGAGUGACGGGGGCCUGGUCACAUGUCUGCUGGAGAUGGCCUUCGCUGGGAACUAUGGGAUGGACGUCAACAUCACUGCAGACAACAAAGCCAGCCCAGUGGACGUGCUGUUUGCAGAGGAGCUAGGGUUGGUGUUGGAGACAACUGUGGAGCAGGCUGACGCUGUGGCGGCCAGGUACACACAGGCGGGCGUCUCCUGCCAGCGCAUCGGACACUCGCUAGGGGAAGGCACAGAGGCUCAGGUGAAAAUCUCUGUGAAUGGCACAGAAGUUCUGAGCGACAAAAUGGCGGCCCUCCGUGACGUCUGGGAGGAGACUAGCUUCCAGCUGGAGAGGCUGCAGACCAACCCCCAGUGUGUGGCCGAGGAGGAGGCUGGGCUCCGGGCUAGGAAGGCUCCGCCCUACAAGCUGACCUUUGACCCAUCAGACACGCCCCAGCCGCAGGUUUCCGUCAACGGGUCAGCCGACUCAUCACAAGACGCCCGCCCGAAGGUUGCAGUGAUCAGAGAAGAGGGGAGUAACGGAGACCGUGAGAUGGUGUCGGCUUUCCACAUGGCGGGAUUCGAGGUGUGGGACGUCAACAUGCAGGACCUGUGCUCCGGCAAGGUCACCUUGGACGGGUUCCGCGGGGUUGUGUUCGUGGGAGGGUUCAGCUACGCCGACGUCAUGGGGUCUGCUAAAGGCUGGGCGGCCACUCUGAUGUUUAACCCAACCGUCCGAGCCCAGUUCAGUGCCUUCAGGGCCCGCAGCGACACCUUCAGCCUGGGGGUCUGUAAUGGAUGUCAGCUGAUGGGUCUGCUGGGUUGGGUGGCUCCGCACCACGGACAGGUCAUCCCUGAUGGUUCAGGUGUGUUUCUGGCCUACAACGUGUCGGAGCGCUUCGAGUCCCGCUUUGUUACCGUGGCAAUCGAGGAGAGCCCCGCCCUGAUGCUGAAGGGGAUGGAGGGGUCGACCUUGGGGAUCUGGGUCGCGCAUGGGGAAGGUCGGAUGCUGUUCAAGACUGAUGCCAUCAGGUCAGAGGUCGAGCAGAACCACCUCACGCCUCUGCGCUACGUUGAUGAUGACGGAAAGCCUACCACGGCGUACCCCCUCAACCCCAACGGAUCGCCCAACGGCCUGGCCGCACUGUGCUCGCCCGACGGCCGCCAUCUUGCCAUGAUGCCCCACCCCGAGCGCUGCACGCUCACCUGGCAGUGGCCGUGGAUGCCGCAAGACUGGCAUCAGUCAAUGAAGACAUCACCAUGGUUACGGAUGUUCCAAAAUGCCUAUGUGUGGUGUAUGGAGAAUCAAUAGAUAUUGACAAUUAGAGAAUUGAAAAAAAUUGUUCUUGAAUGUUACUGUCACUGGCCUGUGAGGAAAAUGCACAUUUAUUAGAUACAUGUUUAUGUACCUCCUUUGGAAACUUUACUAUUAAAAAGUGUAUUUAUCUUAUUGUAUGUGAAAGAAGCCUAAACACUCAGUAUAACAGGCUACAAGAUGGAUAAAGUCUUUGGAGAAAUUUGCUAUGGCUAAUCUAUUUGGUUGCGAAUUGAUGAUGAUUUGGACCAACUUUUUGGCACUUAGAAGGAACAGAAAAUUGGCUACUUCUGGUAAAACCAAUGGCCAAAACUUGAUCAUCUCUAAAAGGAUUUUUGCUGAUUUAAAUAAACAUAAAAGUAAACCAUGUUUGGACCUAGAGGCACCGCAUAUGAUUUUUGAUAGCAGUUUGACUGUAGUAAAUGGUGUAUUGUAAUCCUGAUGCUACAAGGUAUGGCUUGAAUUUGUGGGAAAUUGCAAGGCUGGGCUGGCUAUCAGAAUAAAGAUAUUUACAUUGAUAAA